Ectocarpus siliculosus is the source of this 1781-nucleotide messenger RNA. The record is from the annotation of a GenBank genome assembly. NCBI's taxonomy places the organism in Eukaryota, Phaeophyceae, Ectocarpales, Ectocarpaceae.
GCGACAGGCAGAGAGAAAGGGACAUAACCACACGUGCGUGGGGAGCAGGACCCCGAAGGUUUAACGGCCGCAGACGAACACGCCGGAGAAGGAGGGUUUGAGGCGCCGGCUAAACAUCACAUGGCAAAUGGAAGGAGAAACUCCCGCCGCCGGGCAACGUGCAGCUGGCGAAGGGCGGUAGCGGUAACGGCGGCCGGCGUCCUGGCGCUCGGACGAAGGGGUGCAGUCGCAGAUGUGUGCGUCCUCUCCUCCGGGAAGACGGACGUGACGAUCGGCGAAGAGACCUCGGUGUGCCUGGUGGUGAACGGCCUGGGCUGGGAGGUGGACGCGGACCUGACGUUCUACUCCCAAGUCCUCAUCCUUCCGGACGCGGACGAGUUCAGCCGUUUCAGCGUCAAGGGAUCAUGGAACGCUUCGAGAGUGAUCGAGGACGAUCCCAUCCUUACGACGUUUGGAACCGAGGUCGGGGUGCACGUGGAGAGCAUGGGGAAGUACUCGUUCCAGAAGGCGUUCCGGUUACGGGAGGAGGAGAAGACGUUUCCUCUCCACACGGCCAUCAUCUCUGUCGACGAGGGAGAGGUGACCGGUAUCUCGUGGGACGACGGGUGCCACUUCUGCGGCUCUUCGCAGUGCGAGGACAACACGUACGACUACACGGGACAGCUCAUAGGCGGCGAAGGCAAUGGCCAAGACUGCUACUGGCCCGACUCGGAUUGCCUCCAGGACGGGGUUGAAGAUCAAGUGAGCGCCCUGUGCCAGCUGACAGUCUAUGUGGUGUGGACAGGGACCGACUCGAAGGGGAACUUCUUCACCAGUUUCGCGAAACGGCUGUCUAUGUAUGCGGGGGAGACGGUGGAGGGUUUGAUCAGCGAUGCGGGAGAUACGUACGAGGACACGAUCGUGCCUGCUGUUGGGUAGGGGUAGACCGAGAGCUAGAUUGAUUUUCGGAUGCACGAUUUCUGUGAUGAUGUCAUCGGUCCCGUGAUGUGUGUGUUUCUUUUCCAAAGCCUCUGCUGUGUUGCGGACGUGAAGCACGCUCUUCGAACACGAGAAAACGCGAAUGGGAACCAACCCUCCUUUGUUAUUUUCUCUCGUUUCUCUCGUUUUUCUGGUGGCGAACGAGAACUCUCGCCGGGGGGGUGUACACAGCGUGAGCGUCGUUGUGUGAUACUGCUGUUGUUGGUGUAGUUAUUGUUGAUGUGUGGUACUUUUGUGUCCUUUGGCGUUUCGAGACGAUGCAAGAUUUUUUGCUGGCGGUUUCUUUCGAAGGCAACACAUACAGGCGUACCCGAGGCACUACAACGUGUGGUGUCUUCAGUAUUUAUUUGAUUUUCCAGCUGACCAACGCGCCCGGUGUCUCUAUCCCCCGCGCCUUCCAGACUGGGCUUUUCUUUUUUGUUGUUGUGGUGUUCCUCUUUUUCAUUGACGCGCCCCAGUCUUUAUUUUCCGUGUUAGAUGGCCAACGUCAUCCGUAGGCUUUGUUGGGUCUCUACCUGUUGUCGGCCGGCUUCUCAUUCCUGUUGCGAUAUUUUUUUUUGUGUGGCGUGGGAGUAAGGGCGCAAGCCGCUGUCAAUCACCGUGGAAGCACGCAAAUACGGCCUGUUUCGCGUGCCGUUUUGAGAGGGAAAUGUAGCCAAAUCAGCCGACAUGAUUGUCUUUUUCUUGGGAUGUGAUGCUUUCUCUUUACGUCCAUUGUUGUAAUAUUAGAGUACUGUAGUACCAUAGUCAGCCUUGUCUACUUCAGUUUUAACAGGUGCUCUCGAGGCCCGUUUGUUGUUGGG